GUGGGAGAGGAGAGGAACCGGUGCGCAUGCGCAGGAGAGGGAAAGCCAGGCACCGGUGCGCAUGCGCAGGAGAGGGGACGCAUGUUUUCUCUGGUGGGAGAGGAAGAGUAAAUUUCCAGUCUCCAACCUACGUUUCUGAUGUUUGUCAGCCUUCAUUCACCCAUAUGAGCCAUUUUGAAUGGUAAAACUCACAAGGAUACAUUACGUUGGGAGCACUCCUGUAUAGGCUUGCUUGGAGUAGUUUGUGGCUAACUCAUGUCAUCAGGAGAUGUGACUUUGACUGUUCGGCUAGUCCGUUCAUUUGAGCACCGCAAUUUCAGGCCAGUUGUGUACCAUGGUGUUAGUCUGCAUCAGACUGUAAAAGAGCUUAUGCAGUUUGUGAAGAAUGAUGUGGCAUUAAGGACAGGACUUCCACCUCCUUUUAAAAAGUACAAAUAUGACACAAUGAAGAUUAUACACCAGGCACAUGGUUCUAAGACCAAUGAACUUGUUGUGAGCUUAGAAGAUGACGACAAACUCAUUUUGGCAGAAGACAGCACCCUGAAAGCAGCUGGAGUAGCAAAUGAAACAGAGCUAGCAUUUUUCUGCAUGGAUGAUUAUAGAAAAUAUAAAACAAAUCCUGUUGCAAGCUGGUGAAGAUUUUGAAACGUCAAAGAAAUUCAUUUUCUUUCUGUGCCUUUUUGAAAUGUCAUACUUAAAAUCUUAAAGGAGUUGGCAGUUCUAGAAAUUCAAGAGAAAAAUGUAAAAAACAAAUUCAUGACAUGCUAGUUCUUCUUUGAUUUACUGUUGCAAUGAAGAGCUUUGUAGUUCUGAAGAUAUCACUCAUGACCUUGCAGCAACAUCUGAAAUGUGGAAGCCCUCAUUACCCUGUGAGGAAACCCUAAAGGCUUUGUAUUUACAAGCUGUGUUCAGAAAGAGAGAAAGAGCUAGUGCUGAAGAGGAGCAGAGGUUGCCUCAGGCUAAGACGUACAUCCUUUUUAAAUAAGAGUUUUAAGGUUGUAUCCUCAUGUUGCAAUACUACUGAGCAGCACAUGUAGAAGAGUCCUGCAAUCAAGUCUGACACCUCAUCAGAUGCAGAGAAACUUUGGAACUGUGCAAACAGCUCAUCACUGAGGUCGCAGAGUGUGGUGUAAUGUUCUCUGAAAACUGCCACAAAGAUAAUAUCUGCCUUCUUUAUAGCAUCUGCCUGGAACGUUACUUCAGCAGCUGAAGGGAAG
This is a messenger RNA of Sceloporus undulatus (fence lizard), 1217 nucleotides long. It is a transcript of the gene C1H2orf76, whose product is annotated as chromosome 1 C2orf76 homolog. NCBI's taxonomy places the organism in Eukaryota, Metazoa, Chordata, Lepidosauria, Squamata, Phrynosomatidae. The record is from RefSeq and is a predicted model, not a curated record. The coding region runs from base 256 to 636 and encodes 126 amino acids. The transcript has 11 exons.